GCUACGGUUUGAAGAGCUCGCUAAAUCGAUUCUAACCACUGAAGUCGAGGUUAUCUAAUGAACUCAGAGCAUGUGCAUUGCUUUUUUGGCUGCGAUAGUUAGUUUUAAAAUGGCUUAUUUUGCUUCAUGUUGCGUUCUUUUUUAUAGGAAACAAAGUGAUAAUCAUAAUAUAGAAGAAGCCAAGAAAUUGACCCAUUAACUUUAUGCUUCAAUUUCUGGGCAUCCCUUAACCGAGUCGUUACUGUACUUUGUAUCAAUUGGUUAGUGCUGUGCUGGCGCACUUCAUCUUGAAGGAGAAACUACACAAGUUAGGGAUGUUGGGCUGUGUGAUGUGCAUUGUCGGUUUUGUCAUAAUUUUCAUCCACGCACCGCAAGAAAGUCUCAUUACUUCUGUUCAAGAAAUAUGGAUUAUGGCGACUCAACCAGCUUUUCUGCUUUACAUCGACUUGGUAAUCAUGUUGGUGUUCAUCCUGGUUUCCAUUUUUCACCUAGAUGUGGGCACACGGAUGUGCUAGUUUACACUGGCAUCUGCUCAUUAAUGGGCUCUCUCUCGGUGAUGAGUGUGAAAGCCCGUGGGACUUCUUUGAAGUUGACUUUUGAGGGGAAGAAUCAGUUGAUCUAUUCCGGAGACUUGGUUCUUUAUGUUGGUGGUGGCUACAUGUGUAGUUACCCAAAUGAAUUAUCUCAACAAGGUCUGUCCCAAGAUGUUAUCCAACUUUAAUUAGCUAACUUGCUUAAUGCUGAAUUUGUAAAUUUCAUUUGUCAUUGCCUCACAACAAUCGAUAAUAUUGAAUGACACCAAAUUUCAUCUUUUACAAUAACUUUUACUUUUCCCAUAUGUUGAGAUUACAUAAUAUUGGGAGAAAAGGAAGUCAUUGAAUAUAUGCAUCUU
Messenger RNA from Eucalyptus grandis, 892 nucleotides. RefSeq lists its product as uncharacterized. Gene Ontology annotation, molecular function: magnesium ion transmembrane transporter activity. Gene Ontology annotation, biological process: magnesium ion transport. Gene Ontology annotation, cellular component: membrane. Lineage: Eukaryota; Viridiplantae; Streptophyta; Magnoliopsida; Myrtales; Myrtaceae. The coding region runs from base 404 to 721 and encodes 105 amino acids. The transcript has 3 exons. The record is from RefSeq and is a predicted model, not a curated record.